This is a messenger RNA of Ambispora leptoticha, 564 nucleotides long. NCBI's taxonomy places the organism in Eukaryota, Fungi, Glomeromycota, Glomeromycetes, Archaeosporales, Ambisporaceae. The record is from the annotation of a GenBank genome assembly.
AUGACUGAAUCAGCUGAAAACUCGUUUAACCCGCCACGCAUGAAGACAUGUUGUUGUUGCAUUAAUUUAAAGACCGGUGUAAUAAUUAUUAGUAUAUUGUGGCUUGUGUAUGGCCUUUAUGAAGCUAUUAGUUACUUCAUUGCAUUCGGAAAUACUAAUACAGAUAGCUUCUAUUCAUAUUUAUCCACAUUUACUCUCAUCACGGGAAUAAUGUUUUCGCUUACUGUAAUUGGGGCACUUUACGGAUUAAUCGUCGUGAGCUUUGCGAAAAUAACACAAGCUUACGUGACAAUCGCAUGGUCUAUCGCGUUACGUUACAUCAUCAACAACAUCACCGAAAUUAUUCUCUUUAUUUCAUUUAAAGAUUCGUAUCUUUCUUAUUGUGAGGAUCUGGAAGAAUACUCAGAGGAUACGUGUACAGCAGCGUAUAAUAACGUGCUUUUAUUUGCAAUUAUUAUUGAUGUGAUUACAAUUAUUAUUUCAAUUUAUUUUGCGACUGUUGUCGCAGCAUAUAGAGCUCAGCAAGUAGAAAAAGACAAAAACUGUGGAAGUCAUGGUGCUUAA